Molecule: messenger RNA, 189 nt
Organism: Laccaria bicolor S238N-H82
Lineage: Eukaryota; Fungi; Basidiomycota; Agaricomycetes; Agaricales; Hydnangiaceae
Exons: 1
Coding region: 1-189 (62 amino acids)
Source: RefSeq, a predicted model, not a curated record
AUGCAGACCGUAUGCUAUGAUGUCAGCGUCAGUACUGAGAAAGAAACGGAUGCUGAUAUGAUGAGCGAUGGUCGAGCGCAAAGCGAACGCGAUCUGGUAUCCCAUAAGUUGGAAUUGGUGAUGAAAAUUGUGGUAUUCUUCACCUCUUAUCAACCUCUUGUUACUAGUAUGGCUGAGAGGAAACUUUAA